Molecule: messenger RNA, 945 nt
Organism: Symbiodinium pilosum
Lineage: Eukaryota; Dinophyceae; Suessiales; Symbiodiniaceae
Source: the annotation of a GenBank genome assembly
AUGGGCCGCGGGAAGCCUCGCAGGGAAAAGCCUGAGGCUCCUGUCGGCGGGCCGGAGCUAGAAGAUUCGGAUGUUGAGGAGGCGGACAUCGAAGCCCUGGCUAGGUCCAAGCUUGGACCUGGGGAGUUUAUCCUCGGCGAGGAGCCAAAGCCGCCCCAGGAGGAGUCCGCCGAGGUGCAGGACACCGCAAAGCGAGGUGUUUGUUUGGCACCGCUACUUCUGAAGCGGCUCGAAGAGAUCGAGUACAAGGUGCCCGAAGGAGCCAAGCGCGUCCCUUGGAUUGACACCAUGUUGAUUGACGGGCAAAGCAACUUGCCCAAGGGUGUCACCGCUAAAGACGGUGUGAAGCUCGAAAGUGCUUUCCUAGGCAUGGCAGCCGAAGCAGCUGCAGAAGGCUACCGAAGGUUGCGAGUCAUGAAGAUCCCAUGCACCAGACCAAACGAUUUCUAUGCUGAGAUGAUGCGGCCGGACAAACAAAUGUACCGAGUUCGUCAGCAAGCCGCAGAAGAAGAGCGACGAAUUAAGAUAGUUGAAGAUAGAAAGAAGCACCAAGCAAGCAAGAAGUUUGCGAAGAAGGCUAAAGCCAAAAAGCUUGAGGCACGUGCACAGGAGAAGAGGACUUCCUUGGAACAGAUUGCCAACUGGCGUGCCAGAAAGAAAGGAGAAGGGAACAACACGGAUGACCAGGACUUGGAGGAGAUUCUAAGUCGGCAGGGCAAGAAAAAGGAUGAGGAUGCGAAAGGCAAAGGCAAGGGCAAGGCCAUGAAGUCGGCUAAGCGCCGCAGCCUUGACGAGAAGUAUGGCUUUGGCGGAAAGAAGAAACGAAGCAAGCAAAACGAUAAGAGCUCCACGCACGACGUGUCAGCCUCUCCUUGGGGAAGAGGCAAGGGCAAGGGCAAGGGUAAAGGAAAGGGCAAGGGCAAAGGCAAGAAGAGGAAGCGGUAA